AUGGUGCACAAUGGACAGCCCAAGCUACUGCCGGUCAAGCAGCUGCUAAUCCUGUCAAUAUGUCGAUUUGCAGAACCGGUGGUGUAUACAUCGGCCCUGCCCUACCUUCCCGAAAUGAUGGAAAGCGUCGGCGUCCGCAAGAACGAAGUCGCAAAAUGGGUCGGCGUAUCCUCCGCCGUCGUCGCUGGAUGCCAGUGCAUCAUGGCCGUGCCAUGGGGCACCUUCUCCGAUCGAUUUGGACGCAAAUACGCAAUCCUCAUGGGCCUCACGUCAACCAUGUUUUUUUCGCUGAUGUUCGGGUUUUCCAAAUCUCUCACCUCCUUGCUGAUUGCAAGAGCGUUCUUGGGCCUCAUGAACGGUAACGUGGGCAUCAUCCGGACUAUGGUUGCAGAGCUGGUUCCUGAAAAGGAGCUGCAGCCCCGCGCGUUUAGUAUUAUGCCCUUAGUUUGGACGAUUGGCAGUAUAUUCGGACCUGCUUUUGGAGGGGCCCUGGCCAAUCCGGCCGUGAAACAUCCAGAUAUUUUUGGUGGGUGGAAAAUCUUCCGGGAGUAUCCCUUUGCCUUGCCCAAUGUGCUUUCUGCGCUACUGUUCAUUAUUGGUAUUACCACGGGGUUCUUAUUCCUAGAGGAGACACUGCAAACCCGCCGACAUAAACGCGAUUAUGGGUUGGUUCUCGGUCGACUUUUGACCCAGUCCUGCUCAUCGAGCAGAUCAAAGCCGCACCAUUAUGCUCGAUAUGAUGCGGCUGUAAAUGAAAGAACGAGGCUCCUCGCCACUGAAAGCGCACAGGAUGAAGAGAACUAUGCUACAAUAACUACAAAACAAGCCAGUGUUGUAACCACGAGUACUGCCACUACCACCAAAACCUCUACUAUCACUAACGGCCAUGACGAUAUUCACCACAAUGACCAUAGGAACGCCCGACGCAACUCCACCAAAACCGGAAUUCGUAAUUUCAAAUCCGUCUUCACUCCGCAGUCCAGUCUGGUUCUGUUAGCCUACGGCAUGAUGGCAUUGCAUAGCAUGGGAUUCGACUCUCUCUUCCCUGUGUUCCUGCAUCAUCCUGAGCAGGACAUGAUUGAUAACCCGGACGUGAACCUCCCAUUCAAAUUUACCAGCGGGCUUGGCCUUGACUCCCAAACAAUCGGCAUUCUAUACACUCUCAUCGGCAUAAUCGGCAUGUUCGUACAAUUUCUCUUCUUCCCCGUCGCCGCUCGCCGCUAUGGCGUUCUACGCUGCUUCCAGGUCGUCGCCAUUCUCUUCCCAGUCAUUUACCUCGUAACGCCAUUCAUCGUGCUAGUGCCACCGUCAACCCGCACAUUCGCAGUUUUCCUCCUUCUCAUGUCCAAGCUGGCCCUCGUCAUAUUCAGUUUUCCGUGCACCACUAUCCUGCUCACUAAUACGGCGUCUAGUCUCAAGAUUCUGGGUACUUUGAAUGGCGUCGGCGUUAGCGUUAGUGCGAUUGGGCGUGCCACUGGCCCGGCGAUUGUGGGCGCCGCAUUCACUGAGGGCGUCAAGCUUGGUUAUGUGGUUAUCCCAUGGUGGAUUUUGACCGUGUUGGCUAUGUUUGCUGCAACACCUGCGUUUUUGAUUGAGGAGUCUGAUGGCUUUUCACCUGAUGACGACGACGAGAAUGAGGACGAAGUAGAUGGGGACCAUGCCGACAACGAAUGA
Messenger RNA from Talaromyces atroroseus, 1674 nucleotides. RefSeq lists its product as hypothetical. Gene Ontology annotation, biological process: transmembrane transport. The transcript has 6 exons. NCBI's taxonomy places the organism in Eukaryota, Fungi, Ascomycota, Eurotiomycetes, Eurotiales, Trichocomaceae. The coding region runs from base 1 to 1674 and encodes 557 amino acids. The record is from RefSeq and is a predicted model, not a curated record. Gene Ontology annotation, molecular function: transmembrane transporter activity.